Messenger RNA from Penicillium angulare, 1623 nucleotides. RefSeq names its product hydrogen/calcium exchanger domain-containing protein. The coding region runs from base 1 to 1623 and encodes 540 amino acids. Lineage: Eukaryota; Fungi; Ascomycota; Eurotiomycetes; Eurotiales; Aspergillaceae. The record is from RefSeq and is a predicted model, not a curated record. Gene Ontology annotation, molecular function: calcium:proton antiporter activity. Gene Ontology annotation, cellular component: fungal-type vacuole membrane. Gene Ontology annotation, biological process: calcium ion transmembrane transport; intracellular calcium ion homeostasis. The transcript is spliced from 5 exons.
AUGCAUAUCUAUCGACGCCAGGCCCGCAACUUGGCAUGGUACGACGAGGAUGGCGAGCAGCCCUCCAAGAAUCCAUUCAAGAAGUUCCGGAGACGCCCUCAGCGCGCCCAGUCUUACCCACUGGAAACCCGGGGAGAAAAUGGCAUUAGUCAUGCUAGCACGUUCCCUCCUGGAACAGGCAACAGUGAUCAAUACACAGCGGCGAGUGGCGAUGCUAAUGGCUUAGAGCCAUCAGACGCCAGCCAACACCCGAUUAAUGUAUCCACAGAUCGGGGUCUGGACUUUGAGCCUGAUCUGGAAACUGGCAAAACCAGACAGCGAAAGGGUAUUUUGGGCAAAUUUGGGCGCCAUGACUCUGCGCAAAAUGGAGAAGGCCUCGAGGAGGACGUGAAGGAUUCCGAUGGGCCGAACUUCACAGUCGCGUCGCAGUUGAGAGCUACUAUCUUGAAUUCUUGGAUUAACGUACUCAUACUUGCUGCGCCGGCUGGAAUUGCGUUGCAUGCUGUCGAUGCUAAUCCAAUUGCUAUCUUCGUGGUUAACUUCAUUGCUAUUAUUCCCUUGGCUGCUAUGCUAAGUUUUGCAACCGAGGAGAUAGCUCUGCGAACUGGAGAAACAAUUGGUGGUCUUUUGAACGCUUCGUUUGGUAAUGCGGUGGAAUUGAUUGUUGGUAUCAUUGCCCUGGUCAAGAAGGAGAUUGUUAUUGUCCAGACUUCUCUCAUUGGAAGUAUGCUGUCCAACCUGCUUCUUGUUAUGGGAAUGUGUUUCUUCUUCGGUGGUAUCAACCGUGUGGAACAACAUUUCAACGUCACCGUUGCACAGACAGCGGCCAGUCUGCUGGCCCUGGCUGUUAGCAGUCUGAUCAUUCCUACUGCCUUCCACAACUGGUCUGACGGAAACAAGGACAAGACUGCGCCUAUCUCAAGAGGCACCAGUAUUCUCCUCCUGAUCGUCUACGCUUGCUACCUCUUCUUCCAACUCAAGUCCCACGCCGAGAUGUACAACCGCCCCAGUCCUAAAGUUGAAAAACGGCGCCAGCAUAUUACACAGGGAGACACGACCCGCAACAUCGCUCAAAUCGGCAGAAUGUCAGCUGGUACAAUGGGUGGUGGACAGACAGAGCAAAUUGAAAUGCAAAAUCCAGAUGACGAGCCCGAAGAGCCUCAGCUCAUGCUCUGGGUCGCUUUCCUUACGCUUGCUAUCGCCACUACUCUCGUUGCCGUGUGUGCGGAAUUCAUGGUCGACUCCAUUAGUGCCCUCACUGCUACUGGUAAUAUCAGCGAAACCUUCGUUGGUCUGAUUCUCCUGCCUAUUGUUGGUAACGCCGCGGAACACGCUACUGCUGUUACUGUUGCAUGCAAGGAUAAAAUGGAUCUUGCCAUCGGUGUGGCUGUUGGAUCUAGCAUGCAAAUUGCGCUGCUCGUCCUGCCCCUUAUCAUUGUUAUUGGAUGGAUCAUGGGUCUUGAGAACAUGACUCUUAACUUCGAUGGAUUCCAAGUCAUCUUGCUCUUCGUGUCUGUCCUUCUGGUGAACUAUCUCAUCGGUGAUGGAAAAUCCCACUGGUUGGAGGGUGUCCUGCUUAUGAUGAUGUAUCUUAUUAUCGCCCUUGCUGCCUGGUUCUUCUGA